UAACUGGGAAACAUCAGUAUCGUGAGCUUUUUAGCAUGCUGACGUUUAGCUCAAAGCUUCACAGUGAUGCUUGCAUGGCUGUAGACUCUUGUACCUACAGUAAAUGGUAUUCUCAGAGCAGUAGUGUACUUGUCCCUAAGUGGUAUUUUGCAAGUCAGAAUAUCAGAUGAACUGUAGGUGUUUGUCAUUACAGUUGAUUUAAUCAAGUCUUGAAUAACAUUGUCAAGGAUGCUGGUUUUUGUCUCACUCUUUCCUGAAGAUAUGUUUUUGCUGACUGGUUCCUUCCUGUUUCAUCAGAGGAGACAAUUUGCUGACUGGUUCCUACUUGUUUUACCAGAAACUUAAUGGAUUUAGACAAUAGGAUUCAGGCAGGAUGAGCAGCGAGGCAGAAGGAGGGCGUCGUUGGAGAGGUCAGCAGAGCUACAAAGUGCUGACGAUCCGGAGAGGCAGUAGGAACGCCACGUCCAGCAGAGCAGACCCCAUUAAUCAGCAUGAGUCACAGCCAACACAAACGUUCCUGCGUUUUCUCCGUAUGACGCUGACCUCAGUUGUGCCCUUAGCGAGGACACAUCUGGGCUCUCACUCUCCGGUUUGCUCAAUGGCAUCAUUUCAUCAGAGGAGGUGACAAAGUCGCACUUACGCAAUUUCAUAUGAACACGUAUAGAAACUGUUCACCAUCAAGUUCAACCCAAAACUGUCUCAACUAAUCAAGCCAGAUCUGCUCUGUCAUCACCUGCACAGGCUGAUAAGAAGCCAAACUGCAACACACUUUUAAAGAGUGCUGAAAUAAUGGGAUAAUAAUGAGGAUGUGUGUGUGUGAGUCUAGGUUAAAGAGCCCCCUUCCUCAGUGAUGUGCCCCCGGCUUCCCACCUCCUCUAUACUCUGGCCGUCACUCACCGUUCCCCCACAGCUUCCUGGCAUUGUUCUCUGCUAUGUGUUGUCUGUUUUUACCGUUUCUGCACCAUUCCUACCAGCCGUGUACAUACACACACCAUCAUGCAAGGUAAAACACACCGUCAUAAAGUUAAAGCAAACUAAAACCUGAUGAUAAAAUGAAUUAAGAUCUGUAGAAACCAAUUCACAGACCUGAAGAGAUUGUUGUUGGAAAAAUCUGUUUGUUUUUUUUUGUUUGUUUUUUAUAACGUGUAAGCAGACCAAACUAACUGGGAUCCAGUACUCAUGCAGCUGGACGGAAAUGUGGAUCAGUACAGGCGGACCAUGCCCACAUACUGUAUUUUGGUAUAACCUAUGGUGUGGUGGAAGAAGUAGAAGUAAAAGAUGACUUUAACCCACCCAUGUGCGGAAAGACGAGUGCAAAAAAUACUGAACACUUUGGUCCAGAUUGAAAUAUCUCAACAACUACUGGAUGGAUUGCCAUGCAAUUUUGUAAAGAUAUUCUUGACCCCCAGAAGAUGAAUCCUUGUGUCUUUGGUGACCCUCUGACUUUUCCUUUAGCACCACCAGCAGUCCAAAUUUUUCUCUUCUCCUGGGAAAUAGCUCAACUUUUACUGGAUCGAUUGGCACAAAAUUCGAUACGGACAUUCAUGUCCCCCAGAGGAUGAAUGUGUCUCAGCGAUUAUUGGAAGAAUUGCAAUGAAAUUUCACAUUCAUGCCCCCAAAUUAAUAAUAAUCGCUUUGAUGAUCCCUUAACUUUGUAACUAGUGGUUGUUUUUUUGUGUCUUAUUCUGUUCGUACAAGUUUCUCCCAUCAAUACUGAAUAGACAUUUUGGGAAACACCUUCUAUGUCUGAACUGAACAAAUUUCUUUUUUUUUCAACUGAAUAUAUCACAUUUACUUUAGCUGUGUGGGCGUCCCUGGACCUCUACACCACUUCCCACUGCUGACUGAGCAUGUCCUGUUGGAUCUGUGUGUGUGUGUGGUUGUGUGUGUGUUAAUGAGAAGCGGGAGGGUUUAGACUCCUGGCUGCUUGAUUGCUCAGAUAGCCGUCAACAUCAGAGCUGGAAGGAGUCAUCUGGUGUCUGCAGGCUUCACACGGAAAACUCUCCAGAAGACAGCAAGGUCUCAGGAGGGACCUGCCCUCUUCAUCUCCACUACACUCCUCAUCACAACAAGACCAUGAGCGCUCACGAGCACAACAUAUCGUCGGACCACUUAAAUGGCACGCCGUGGUAUAUCUUUGAAUGCACCCUCCAGCUGGACGUCGCCGGAGACUACCGGCGCAUCGCCCUCUUCCUGAUCUACCUUUUCAUCUUCAUGGUGGGCCUGCUGGAGAACGGGCUGGUCAUCUGGGUCAACUGGCGCCGACGCCACUCGGCCAACGGGGUUCUCUUCUGCAUCAUCAACGUGAGCCUGUCGGACCUGAUGGUGAUCGUCAUCCUGCCUUUCUUCAUGAUGGAGGUGACCAUGGACAAAGUCUGGCUGUGGGGACGCUUCCUCUGCAAGGUCACCAACCUCAUCUACGUGGUCAACUUCUACAGCAGCUCCUUCUUCCUGGCCUUCAUGACCCUGGAGCGCUAUCUGUCCCUGACCAGACCCUCGUUUCCCGCCUUCUUUCCCGUGGUGGGCCGGCGCCGCUGGCUGCUCUGCGGAGGUCUUUGGGUGUUCUCGUUGUUCCUGGCCCUGAUGGAGAACGUCCACGUGGAUAUCCUGGAGUGGGACGAGCCGGGCUGCUACAUGCUGCCCGAGCACAACUUCACCGAAUGGUUCGUCUCUGUGGCUUUCCUUUGCCUGAUCUUCCAGUUCCUGGGCCCCGCUGCCGUCAUCAUCACCUGCAACGUGCUGAUUGCUCGUGCAGUUCAAACGGCGCCGGACGUGCAGGGCCGGCGGGACGUGUGGCUGGUGCACGUGUACUCCCUGGUGUUCGUCGUAUGCUGGCUGCCCUACCACCUGGUCAUGUUCCUGAUGAUCAUAGACGACCUCGACCCCAUGCUCUUCAGCUGCAACGCGGUAGAUAUCCUCUACUUCUCGUUCAGCGUGGUGCAGGGCCUGUCUCUGUUCCACUGCGUCGCCAACCCCAUCCUCUACAACUUCCUCAGCAAGAGCUUCCGCAACAACCUGAUCAACACUGUGGUGAACUACAUACCCAGAGAGGACCAGCUGGUAGCAGGGAUCCAGCCCAACGCUGCCAACGGAGGCGGGGGAGACCCGGAGAAGCAACGCAAGCUAAGUAACGCCAGCACCAGCCAGUCUGAUAUUGGAUCAUAAAAAAAGAAGGUGAGAUAAGAAACGUAAGAGCUUCAGGAGCGAGACGUUUUCUAAGUGAAGAAAGAUUUGACAGAACUGAAACCAGUCUUGGUGCUUCAGAAUACAGAGGCAAAGAUUGAAUGUAUCAUCUCACUCUGAUCAUAGACUUAUUGUGGUGUUUGUUACGCAACUGAUGGGCUCACAGACACCUACUCUCAUAAUCCACUUCCUUUCUUUUUUUUUUUUAUUAUCAUGUAUCUGAUCACAGUUUUAAACCGAGGAAGGCAGGAAAUGUCUGACCUGUUUUUUUCCCCCUAAAAGCUACUCAACUCCCACAGGAACUCAUGGCAACCUCUCAAAUCUCACGGCACAGGAGAAGAAUAGUGCCACACCAGGAAUGUGUGUAAACAAAUCUGCUGUCAGAUAAGAGCACAUAAACAUCUCUUGCCAAUGUGAAAAUGUAACGGUUUUAUUUCAUUACAAAUCAAACAGAUAAAUCAUAAUUCAAAACACA
This is a messenger RNA of Sebastes umbrosus (honeycomb rockfish), 3658 nucleotides long. RefSeq names its product G protein-coupled receptor 182 (gene ackr5). The transcript is spliced from 2 exons. Gene Ontology annotation, molecular function: G protein-coupled receptor activity. Gene Ontology annotation, cellular component: membrane. Bases 2077 to 3165 code for a protein of 362 amino acids. The record is from RefSeq and is a predicted model, not a curated record. NCBI's taxonomy places the organism in Eukaryota, Metazoa, Chordata, Actinopteri, Perciformes, Sebastidae. Gene Ontology annotation, biological process: G protein-coupled receptor signaling pathway.